AGUUUGUCACCUUUUGAGAAGAAAUUAUGUGAGAAUCUCAUCAGGGUAGAAGUACGGGGGAAAACGGGUCGCAAAGUGCCAGUGCUAUUCCCAACAAAUGUAAGAGAGUCUGUGGAACUUCUGAUAAAAACAAGAGAAGACGUUAAGAUUUCCCCAAGCAAUCCCUACAUUUUUGCCCGUCUUAAUUAUGGAUCCCAGGAGAACAUUCGUGGAUGUGACAGCUUAAAACGUUAUGCAGAAAGCUGUGGAGCUGAACACCCAGAAAAUAUAACAUCCACCAAACUGAGAAAGCAUGUUGCCACAGUGUCACAGCUUCUUGACCUACGAGUUCACGAGCUAGACCAGCUUGCAAACUUCCUGGGACACGAUAUAAAUGUCCAUAGGGUUUAUUACCGACUACCUGAGGAAACUCUCCAAAUGGCAAAAAUUGGCAAAUUUCUUUUUGCCCUAGAAGGUGGAAUAAGCAAAUUCAAAGGGAAUUGCCUGGAAGACAUAAUGCCACAAAGCAACUCUCAAGAGGAGUAUUCUGACUCAAAUGCAGAUUUCCAGUCUGUGCAGAGUACCACCACAUGUCAAGAAGCGCGACCAAAUUCAGAAGAAAAGGCAUCCAAUUCAACAAAAAAAAUCGUUGGCAAGAAAUCAUCAUUGCCAUCAGUUAACAUGGGACACUUGGAGGAAGCACAUUCUGAAGGAGAGGCAUCUACUUCACCAAAGAAAAUCUGUGGCACAAAGAAACCGUCACUGCCAUCAGUUCAAAACGGAAAAUCCAGAAGGCCCUGGUCAAAGACGGAGGGAGAAAUUAUCGAAAGCCAUUUCAAAGACUUCCUGAAAGAAAUGAAGACCCCUGGAAAAGUGCACUACUCCAGCAUCUCCACAAUGCCCAAGACCAGAGAGCUCUGUAAGGACAUCAGGGAUAAAAUUGUAGACCUGCACAAGGCUGGGAUGGGCUACAGGACAAUAGGCAAGCAGCUUGGGUUCCAGCAGUCCCAGUACCACUCUCCAGUACCCAUCCGAGAGCUCAACCAUCCUGUUGAACAGUCUUCAAAGCUCCAUCAUGGGUUCCAGCUUCCUGUCGACCAGUCUCCAGAGCUCUUCUGUCGGUUUCAAUGUCCUGUGAACCAGUAUUCAAAGCUCCUCUAA
Molecule: messenger RNA, 1140 nt
Organism: Fundulus heteroclitus (mummichog)
Lineage: Eukaryota; Metazoa; Chordata; Actinopteri; Cyprinodontiformes; Fundulidae
Exons: 7
Coding region: 418-1140 (240 amino acids)
Source: RefSeq, a predicted model, not a curated record